Molecule: messenger RNA, 1420 nt
Organism: Solanum verrucosum
Lineage: Eukaryota; Viridiplantae; Streptophyta; Magnoliopsida; Solanales; Solanaceae
Product: ribulose bisphosphate carboxylase/oxygenase activase, chloroplastic
Exons: 12
Coding region: 32-1324 (430 amino acids)
Molecular function (GO): ATP binding; ATP hydrolysis activity
Source: RefSeq, a predicted model, not a curated record
GAAAACUAAAGGCCCAAAAUUCUUCAAAACAAUGGCUCUCUUGUUCAACACAAAUCUCCUCAGAGCUCCUCUCACUUUCCACUCAAUUCCACUUUCUCCUUCUAAGCAAUUCCCCAAUUACUCUUCUAUCUCUGUUCGUUGUUCAUCUACUAACCAACAGAGUGAUGAAAUUCGAGAUUCCGAUCAAGAUGAACCAAAGAAGAAGAAAAGACUCUCUGAACAGUCUUCAUGGGAAACCAAAGAUUCUGAUGGCAAUGAUUAUCUUUAUAGGCUUGGUGCAGAGGCCGAUAAUAUGAAUAUUGCUGUUGGUGCUAGGGCUGGCGUCAUUGAUAGUCUCUUCGCGGGAAAUUUCCUUGGAAAAGACUCGGAUAUUGUGUUUGAUUAUCGGCAGAAGGUGACUAGGUCGUUUCAGUACCUUCAAGGCGAUUACUAUAUUGCACCUGUGUUUCUGGAUAAAGUUGUGUGUCACAUUGUGAAGAACUACAUUUCUCAUAUUUUGAACGCCAAAGUUCCCCUGAUUCUAGGCGUUUGGGGAGGAAAAGGGCAAGGCAAAUCAUUUCAGACCGAACUGAUCUUUCAGGCAAUGGGAAUUGAACCUGUCAUUAUGUCUGCAGGAGAGCUAGAAUCAGAAAGAGCUGGAGAACCGGGAAAGUUAAUACGUGAGCGUUAUAGAACUGCUUCUCAAGUGGUUCAGAACCAAGGGAAAAUGAGUGUUUUGAUGAUCAACGACAUUGAUGCUGGCCUUGGUAGAUUUGGUAACACGCAAGUGACAGUCAACAACCAAAUUGUUGUUGGAACUUUGAUGAAUUUGUGUGAUAAUCCUACAAGGGUAAGCGUGGGGCAGGACUGGAGAGAAGGAGAUAUAACACACAGGAUUCCCAUUAUUGUGACAGGAAAUGAUUUUUCAACAAUGUAUGCUCCCCUAAUUCGUGAUGGGAGAAUGGAGAAGUUCUAUUGGCAGCCCACCCAAGAAGACAUCGUGAAUAUUGUUUGCAGAAUGUACGAGAAAGAUGGCAUAACAAAGGAUGAGGUUGCGACUAUAGUUAAUACCUUCCCAAAUCAAGCAUUGGAUUUUUAUGGAGCUAUGAGAUCUAGAACAUACGACCAGUCCAUCCUAAAGUGGGUUGAAGACUCUGGAGGUGCUGAAGAUAUUGGCAGAAGAUUUCUUCGACAAAGAAAGAAGGGAGAACUCCCAGUUUUUAUUCCUCCAGAGCAAACAGUGGAAGCCUUGCUUGAAUCGGGACACUCUCUUACGAAAGAACAAAUGCUGAUUAUGGAGAGCAAACUUUCAAAAGAAUACAUGAAGAACAUGGAUCAAGAAUAGUAUGGAGUGCUGCAACUAUGUGAGUUAAAGAGGCUUCAGGUUGAUUUUGUGUAUAUCAUUGAGUGAAUAACAGUAAAAUGUAUUAUCCAAUCAGGA